CGCAGGUAUCAAGCUGUCUUCCUUACGCUAUGUCAAAGUCGCCCAAGAAAAAACGUGAUACCUGCGCUGCCUUAUAUUCUACUGGUAUACAGUGUGGUGUACCGACUGUUGACGGUCCACUUUGGUGCCCACGGCACAAUGAGGAACGACUGAAGCUGUAUGCCAACUACAAGGCGCAUCAUGUACUGCUCGAUACACUUGUCGAUAACCCAGCGUGCAGCGAUGUCACGACAAUCCUGGGGUGCACUUCGCUUCCGCUCCUCAAGGAAUGGAAUGAUUGCUUGAGGCUCAAGUAUAAUUUGUUGACCAGAUGUAUAGAAGCUCGAGUCUACUUCUCCGAGCGUUUUUUCGGCAACGACAUGGACUUUGGUCACAAAGCCUUUUGGGAAUCCCUCGUCAAGAAACGUGCUGAAGUUGAAAGAUUCUUGUACUACGUCGAGACGCGGGCCUAUCAACUCAUCCUACAGGCACAGAAUGCGCUUUGGGUCUUGGAUCGCGACCCCGAUGCCUACGAAUCAGGAGACUGCUCAGGCUAUGGCGACGAAUCUCUUGGUCGUGACGUAUCCUUCCAUUCUAUAGAGAGCGAUCGGGGUGCAGCUAUCGACGAUCCUCUGGAGGCGGUACUGCGCGAGAAGUCUGUGGAAUUCCUGGAGAAAAUUAGGUCUCGUCUGGCCCGAUACUGCGCUCCUUCUGGAUCCAAGUAUCACGAUGAACGACUAGAAGUCAUAUACGCCUAUGUGCGCCGCGGAAUUUUCACGGAGCCAGCCCUUAUGUUCUUGUCUCAGAGCUACGAUAGUGUCAUGGCGCUUCUCAGCGAUGACAACCUGGACUUGGUGACAUUGGAAAAGAUCUGGAAUGCUAUCAAGACUUUAUGUGUCCACGAUAUCAGAGAUGCGGUGGACGACGUUCUGCGGGCCAAUGGAGAAGGCGACUACGUAAUGGUCUUGGGGGGUAAGGUUUUCAAGGAGGCCAGCGGUGAGGAGUGGCCUUUGCACGCCUGGGGCCACAUGAUGGCAAUUUACCAUUGCUACUCCUGCCUCCGCACGACGUGUAAGACGGUGGACGAAGUCAUUGCCAUGACCCGAUUUGCCUUGUUCUCCGAGACAGCCCUCUCCCAAUCGUAUAUGAAAUACGAAUACGGCUUCGACGGUGCGAAAGAACUGAUCUUGGCAGGUUUCAUUCCCAGUGACAUACCGCUCUCCUCACCUCGGCACUCUAUCAUCUGCACGGAUGGCGGUCCUCAGUUGUUCGGGCUCAUGUGGGAGGAGACGAAGCGCAACCUAUCUCUGUACGGCUCCCUAUCUCUCAAUGAUGCCAAAGCACAAGCCUUUGUCAACGGCUGCAUCCGACAUCCUGACAUCAUGGUCAUGUUGCGCAAGAGGGCAGACGGACGUGUCAUCCGCUCGCGGCCGGUGGUUUGGACCUCGCGGAAGCGACACGCGCGGAGCCGGUCGGCACUCGCGUCCAUACCAUGGGAGAAGACUCGCGACAUCGUGCGCUGCGAGGACGAUGACCUGGAAGAGGCGCAACCCUCGGGAUGGAAUCACGAGAAGAUCGAGGACUGCUUGAUGGUAGUGCUCGUUGAUGGAGGCGAUGGCAACAUGGGCGACUUUGUGCGUAAGCUGGUGGAGAUUUGGUGCCAGGUGUACCAUGUCAAGGAUAAGAAAGAGCUUUACUCCGCGUUGGAGACACCGUUCGUAGAGGCUGGGGAGCUCGAGCAAUGCACCUGUGACCAAUAUGAGGUCACAUUCAACGUUAUGAGCGCGUAUGAGAGUUUGUGGGGGACCCCGCCGCCGCCUUGGUUAGUAGAGAAUCCAAAUAGGUUCCGCCUGGCGACAGAUUCAUUUUGAACGGGACUCCUUGGAGUUUCCUUCACGACAAGCUACUUAUGCAGGAAAGCAACGGACUUGUAAUAAGUUAGGUGAUUAGUUUCGUGCAUAUACUUUGUAUCAUAGCGCUACCCCAUACCUUGGAUUAUAUACCCUCUAUCGUAACGACGCCGGCGCCAGCCCCCCACUCGCUUAUUCUUGGCAUGUUUUGUGUCAAUCAAAUUAAAC
Molecule: messenger RNA, 2057 nt
Organism: Suillus subaureus
Lineage: Eukaryota; Fungi; Basidiomycota; Agaricomycetes; Boletales; Suillaceae
Exons: 6
Coding region: 30-1850 (606 amino acids)
Source: RefSeq, a predicted model, not a curated record